Molecule: messenger RNA, 1222 nt
Organism: Rubroshorea leprosula
Lineage: Eukaryota; Viridiplantae; Streptophyta; Magnoliopsida; Malvales; Dipterocarpaceae
Source: the annotation of a GenBank genome assembly
CUGCCUACAAUCGUUAUCCUGGUAGGGAACUGCAAAACUCGAAACCAUGGUGAAGUACUCGAGGGAGCCAGACAAUCCCACCAAGUCCUGCAAAGCUAGGGGCUCUGACCUCCGUGUUCACUUUAAGAAUACAAGGGAAACUGCCCAUGCAAUUCGGAAAUUGCCUUUGGGAAAGGCCAAAAGGUACUUGGAGGAUGUUAUUGCCCACAAGCAAGCCAUUCCAUUCCAGCGUUUCUGUGGGGGAGUUGGGCGAACUGCACAGGCUAAGAAUCGCCAUUCAAAUGGACAAGGUCGCUGGCCUGCUAAAUCUGCAAAAUUCAUUCUUGAUUUACUCAAGAAUGCUGAGAGCAAUGCAGAGGUGAAGGGCUUGGAUGUGGAUGCACUUUACAUCUCUCACAUCCAAGUGAAUCAAGCUCAGAAGCAAAGGCGCCGAACAUAUCGGGCGCAUGGAAGAAUUAAUCCUUACAUGUCUUCCCCGUGCCAUAUUGAACUGAUUUUGUCAGAGAAAGAGGAACCUGUCAAAAAAGAGCCUGAGACUCAGUUGGCUCCUAGGAAGUCUUAGAUCAACCUUGGUGCAGUGGUGCUUCCUCCUAAACAUCUGAGUGAUUCAUCAAUUCAUAAUAUUGAGUCUUUUCCUUUCUCUGUUACCGUGAGAACACUUUAUUUGCAUUCUCUAGUUGCUUACUGUUUCAGGAGAAUUCUUGGUUUCUAUUGAAAACUUUUGUUGAUCUUAUUCAGAAGCCUGAUGUCAGUCAUGAACUUUAGUUGUAUUUUUCUUGGAAAUCUUAUAUGGUGACUUUGCUUUACUGUGCAUCACUACUUGGUCUAGAGGUUUGAAUUAUCUUAUUCAAUUAGUACAAGGGGUGUGACGAGCUUUUCAACCCAAACAAGACUGGAAUUUAAUUGGACACUCGAAUAUUUUUGGCUAAGAACCCUAUCUAAAGAACCCAGACUUAGUUUCUUCCGGACUGCUCAGCUUUUUUCUGGGUGUAAAAGGUUUCAUGGUUAACCUUUUGGCUUCAAAUUUAAACACUCGAAUGUCCUGUUGCCUCAUCUUGGCCUCUCUAGGCGGAGGAGCCAGGCAUUCGGCCACCCCUAGAGCGCCUAAACACGCGUUCUGUCAUGUUUGUCUGUAACAUGGGUAUACAUUGUUUCUUCCUCAGUGUUCAGGCCAAAUGUCAUGGAUUAGAAUUGGAAGUGGAAAGAAAAAGGGAAUUGGAGU